CACUCACUCACUCACUCACUCACUCACAGGGACGGUCGGUACAGUCAGGGCUCCCACUAUCUGAACCAGCUGUAUGGGUACACUCACUCACUCACUCACCCACUCACUCACUCACUCACUCACUCACUCACUCACUCACUCACUCACAGGGACGGUCGGUACAGUCAGGGCUCCCACUAUCUGAACCAGCUGUAUGGGUACACUCACUCACUCACUCACCCACUCACUCACUCACUCACUCACUCACUCACUCACUCACUCACUCACAGGGACGGUCGGUACAGUCAGGGCUCCCACUAUCUGAACCAGCUGUAUGGGUACACUCACUCACUCACUCACCCACUCACUCACUCACUCACUCACUCACUCACUCACUCACUCACAGGGACGGUCGGUACAGUCAGGGCUCCCACUAUCUGAACCAGCUGUAUGGGUACACUCACUCACUCACUCACCCACUCACUCACUCACUCACUCACAGGGACGGUUGGUACAGUCAGGGCUCCCACUAUCUGAACCAGCUGUAUGGCUACCUGAACUCCACGUUCAUCCGGAAACAGAAAGUGAGUGACGCUGACCUCAACUAUGGGGGAUUUGCCAUGGACAUGGCGGACCAGAUGCUGGAGAUAGGAGAGCUUGCCCUGGACACAUGGAAACGACUGAUGAUCGAGCCACUGAAGAAUCAGCUUCUGAACCUGAUAUUACAAGAAGUCAAGAAGGACAGGGGAGGUAACUCUGUGAAUCAGACCGUUGUCCACGGUGUCAUCAACUCAUUCGUCAAUGUGGAAGAAUAUAAGAAGAAGUAUUCAAUGCAGCUGUAUGAAGAGCUGUUUGAGACGCCCUUCCUGCACGAGACAGGAGACUACUACCGACAGGAGGCCGCCAAACUGAAGGACGAGUACAACUGCUCAGACUACAUGGAAAAGGUGAUACAGAAGCUGGACAAUGAAGACUUCAGGAGUCGGAAGUUCCUGCACCCCAGCUCCUACACCAAGGUGACCCAUGAGUGCCAGCAGCGCAUGAUCGCCGACCACCUGCAGUUCCUCCAUGGCGAGUGUCGCGAGAUGGUGCAGGUGGAGAAGAGAAAAGACCUGACAAACAUGUACAGCCUGUUGAAGCCGAUACAGUCCGGUCUGGGUGUCCUCAUGCAGGAAGUGGAGGAUCAUAUAAAACACACUGGCCUUGAGGCUGUCCGCUCUCUCAAGGGGGAAAAUGUGCCUGGGCAGUUUGUGGAGUCCAUGUUAGAAGUGCACAGUAAAUAUACAGAACUUAUACAAAGUGUCUUUCAUGCUGAUCAGCAGUUUGUUGGUGCCCUUGAUAAGGCGUGUGCAGCUGCUAUCAACUUCCGCUCUAAUCCUAAAAUGGCUUGCAAAUCAGCAGAACUGCUUGCUCGAUAUUGUGAUGGGUUGUUAAAGAAGAGUUCCAAGGGUAUUUCCGAGACCGAGCUCGACGACAAACUAGCCAACUGUAUAACUGUAUUCAAGUACCUAGAUGAUAAAGAUGUCUUUCAAAGGUUUUAUUCUCGAAUGCUUGCCAAGCGCCUGAUCUACAGUCAGUCCACCUCCAUGGAUGCGGAGGAAGCCAUGAUCAACAGGCUCAAGCAAGCGUGCGGGUAUGAGUUCACCAACAAGCUCCACCGAAUGUUCACCGACAUGAGCAUCAGCUCGGAUCUCAACAACAAGUUCUCGGACUUCACCAAAGAGGACAGUUCCAGGGACCUGGGAGUCAACUUCUCUAUUCUUGUCUUACAGGCUGGGGCCUGGCCGAUAGCUCAGAGUAAUCUUCCUUCAUUUGCCUUACCUCAGGAGCUGGAAAGGAGUGUUAGAAUGUUUGAACUUUUCUACAACAAAAAUUUCAGUGGUAGAAAGUUAGCCUGGAUGCAUAGCUUUUGUAAUGUUGAAAUGAAGUUUAACUAUCUGAAGAAGACGUACUUUGUGACGAUGGGCACGUUCCAUAUGGGCAUCCUACUGCUGUUUAACAGCGCCGACAGUGUGGACAAGCUUGCAUUCAGCUUUAUACAGAAACACACAACGCUACCUGAACGAGAGUUGGUCAAACAACUACAGUCACUCAUAGAUACCAAAAUUAUCUCACAUGAAGGGGAAAUCACGACACAGAGCGACUUUGAGUUAAACUUAGCUUACAACAACAAGAGGACCAAGUUCAAGAUCACUGCAGCUGUACAAAGAGAUUCUCCACAGGAAGUAGAAAUGACCCACUCUGCCGUGGACGAAGAUCGUAAGAUGUAUGUGCAAGCUGCGAUUGUCCGCAUCAUGAAGGCGAGAAAGGUUCUCAAACAUAAUCUUCUCAUACAGGAGGUGAUCAGCCAGUCGCGGUCCCGCUUCAACCCCAGCAUCAGCAUGAUCAAGAAGUGUAUAGAGACCCUCAUAGACAAACAGUACCUAGAAAGGACAGCUAACACGACAGACGAGUACAGCUACGUAGCGUGAUACAGCUGUGUGUGUUUGUGUGUGUGUGUGUCUCACACUCUCUAGCCCUCAUACCGACUGCAUCGUCACUAGCGCUCAAAUAUCUCCAAAAUCAGCCUAAUCCUCGACCUCCCUUGAUGCAGGGCUACGAGGACACCCGUUGAAGACCACAUCGAGGCUGGAGGAUUGGAUUGUAUGCAGAGUGUGAAUUGUUAUUGAAAAGGUUAAUAUUGGAAUACAUCUGAAGGAUGGGAUGACAUUUUGUGAGGAAUAUGGAAUCAUUUCCACUUGGAAUUCAGCUAGGAGAACAGGAAAAUUGAAGAAUGGAAAGUGGAAAAAAAUUCAUUACAGUGAUUAACUAUUAUUUCAUCUUGACAAAUAUAAGCAAUAUUGGUGGAAGAAAAGUGGACAGCUGACAGGUGUUUGACAAAGGAACAUGACAGAAGAUGUUUAAUGACAGAAAAUGUACUGUGAAUAUGGAAUGCGUCCACGCAACAUUAGUUAAGAAUUUGCUUGACAUUAUAUAGGUCAUGGUUACAGGUAGGCUGGAACAAUUAAUGCUCUAAGUUUGUGGAUACUCCUGGCCAACAAGCCAAACUUGAGUAAGAGAAAAAAAUCUAAAAAUUGUGCAGGUUUAUUUUAAAAUUAUUCUGAAAUAUUGAGAGAAAAAAGAAAUAAAUUAAGUGAUAUAUACAGGUGCAAAUUUACAGCAGACAUAUCAUUAACAUAAUAGAUUGGUCUAGGAAUUCACUGCAUAAAGAAAACCGAGAGAAGUCUGUUACUAAUUCCUGCAAGCUACGAAUAUUGACAUUUUUUUUAUAUUUAGGAUCUGGGGCGGUCAGGUAGCCUAGUGGUUAAAGCGUUCGCUCGUCUGGCUGAAGACCUGAUUUCGAUUCCCAACAUGGGUACAAUGUGUGAAGACCAUUUCUGGUGUCCCCUGCCGUGAUAUUGCUGGAAUAUUGCUAAAAGCGACGUAAAACCAUGCUCACUCACUAUUAAGGAUUUUUUAUUUAGGAUCUAUCAAUUAUUGUAUGAGGUUAUCAAGUGAUAAUUAUGCUGGACAGAAAGUACAAGCUGUCAUUUUCAGCUCACCUGAGCCCACAGCUGAUUCCUUAGGGUGACAAAGUCUGUCAAGAUGGAAGUACGUUUAUGAGGCAACAGUGUCACAGGCUAGGAGAAAAUGAUUCAUUUGGCCGUGAUUGUUGUUUUAGGUUCUUGGAGGAUGUAGACGUGGUAUAGAUUUAAAUAUUUUUAUAAAAAUAUCUGCUGAAGUUUGAUGUGAAGAUAGGACUUAAAUAUGCUAGACUUUCUACAGUUCUCCUAUUUGGAUAAAGAUGGGGAGAUAAUCUUUGUUUAUUUAUUAGACAGCUGUCAUAGAUUUAUUAUUUGAUGUUGUCUGAUGGACUGUAUAUGGAUUUGGAGCAGAUGUUGUAACACACAGUGCAAGACUCCAUUUAUGAGGGCCCCGUUCCACAAAGUGAUCUUAGCGCUAAGGUGAUCGUAAGUCCCAUACUUUAACAUCGACUUACGACAGUCGUAGCACAAUGAUCGCUUAAUGGAACAGGGCCCUUGGGUGCCGCUUACAAUAUCAAAACAACCUUAGCACUACGACUGUCGUAAGUCUAUGUUAAGGUGUGGGAGUUACGAUCACCUUAGCGCUAAGAUCACUUUGUACAAAGGCACCCUGGACUGUAAUGGUUCAAUACACUAUCACUGCAAUAUUCUUUGCUGUGAUAUAAACAUUUUCUUCUGAGGUCAUUCAUUGAUACAAGACAUUACAUUUAUAUAUCAACUACAAAAAAAAAUUUUCUUGCACAAUGUGUUAGUUUCUUAAGGGUUAUGUAAUAUAUUUUGAUGGGGUGUAAAGUCGUUCUCUUUGAUAAUGGAAUACAGUUCAUCCAAUGACACAUUCCCAUGCAUCUUGUAUCAUAUGACCUGUAUCAACUGACUACAACGUGAUUCAGUACAGCCCUAGGUUUUGACACUUUCGGCUGUUUUGGAAGACCUUGUAACAAGGGCGACGGGGUAGCCUAGUGGUUAAAGCAUAGCUUGUCACGCCAAAGAUCUGAGGUUCGACAUGGGAACAAUGUGUGAAGCCCAUUUCUGCCUUGAUAUUGCUGGAAUAUUGCUAAAAGCGGCGUUAAACCACACUCACUCACUCACUCACCUUGUAACAAAUUAAUAAAUAAGAACAUCCAAUUUUGGAAUUUGGGGUUAGAAACAGUCCAUAGCAACUGAUGCUGGGCCUAGAUUUUCGAAACGAUCUUAGCCCUAAAAUUAUCGUAAAGUUAUCGUAAGGAAAUCGUAGGCUAUUGUAGCCUAUUUUCGAAACUAUCGUAGCCCUAAGAUAUCUUAAGUUUGUCGUAAAUCUAAGAUAGCCCUAUACCUGUGGUAAGUUUAUUUUAUCCACAUCCAAGAUGGCGGCAUACUUUGCUCUGGACAUUUUUCAUGAUGAAGAUGACAAUGAUUUGAUGACAAGACCAAGGAUAUUCCGAGACAGAACUCGUCGCCUUGAUAUGCUUGAUGACUUCGAGCUAUUCUUCCGCUACAGAUAGGUGUCGUAGCUCUGAGCGAUCUGCGACAGGUUUAUGAUUGUUUUGAAAAUCUAUCUUAUCUUAGCUUUAAGAUAUCUUAUCUUUGAACAUAAGUAGUUAAGAUUUAUCUUAGCUGAGAUCUUUUCGAAAAUCUAGGCCCUGGUCUUAAAAGGCAACUUAUUGUAUGUGGUGAUCCUGGACUUUGUGAAUAAUGUGUUUAAGUACAUCGACAGCGUAAAGAAUCGCUGGCUUGUCUGAUUUGAUUAUCGCCAGACCGCUGUCAUAUACCCGGAGUAUUGCUGAGUGAGGCAUUAAACAACACACUUCCUCACUGAGAGACAGUUGUUUUGCGUUUGAGAUAGCAGUGAUGGAGCCUGUCAGUUCACUUCUGAUAUGGAUCCAGGAUAUUGAUCAAAAUAGUAUGGAGAUAUAAUACACAAGAUAAUAGAUGUACAAGAUCUACAAUCUCGCUUUGUUAAAGCUAUUAAAGUUUAAUUUUCAA
This is a messenger RNA of Haliotis rufescens (red abalone), 5465 nucleotides long. Its product is annotated as cullin-2-like. Gene Ontology annotation, biological process: protein ubiquitination; SCF-dependent proteasomal ubiquitin-dependent protein catabolic process. Gene Ontology annotation, cellular component: SCF ubiquitin ligase complex; Cul2-RING ubiquitin ligase complex. The record is from RefSeq and is a predicted model, not a curated record. Lineage: Eukaryota; Metazoa; Mollusca; Gastropoda; Lepetellida; Haliotidae. Bases 600 to 2450 code for a protein of 616 amino acids. Gene Ontology annotation, molecular function: ubiquitin protein ligase binding. The transcript has 18 exons.